Coprinopsis cinerea okayama7#130 is the source of this 3168-nucleotide messenger RNA. RefSeq lists its product as hypothetical. Bases 1 to 3168 code for a protein of 1055 amino acids. NCBI's taxonomy places the organism in Eukaryota, Fungi, Basidiomycota, Agaricomycetes, Agaricales, Psathyrellaceae. The transcript is spliced from 9 exons. The record is from RefSeq and is a predicted model, not a curated record.
AUGCCACCUAAAGGGUACAGCAAGCGACAUGUCUGCGAGCGCGAUGACCCAGUCAAGUCGUUCAGGGUAAAAAUUCAUCGCAAGGGCCCUGGUACACCGAAGCUAAUCCUAGUUCCUGACAAGAACCGAACCCCAUCGUCCAAAAGGUCAGGAGGGUCAAGAUCAAAGUCGGAGUCAAAACGACGCAAAAUGGCGCACCUGGGGGAUCUGUUGAUGGAUACUUCACCAACGGAUGACUGGGUAGAUGAGGACCUCUUCAUACCAUUUGAUGUGGCACAGCUUGAGACAAAGACUGUCAAUUCGCCCAACGAUUACAUGCGAUACUGGCUGGAGCACAAGCAAACCCUUUAUUUGGACGAAAUUGUGUCGGGAGAGUUCUGCGACCUGGUUUGUGCAGUAUGCGGGGCGGACAAGGGGGAUAUCUGGCGAUGCAAAGAUUGUCUGGGAAGGCCUGCCCUCUGUGGGUCUUGUUGCAGAACCCAACAUUGGUCCAAUCCCUUUCACCGGGUCGAGAUAUGGAAAGGCGAACACUUCAGCCCAUCUUGGCUUUGGAAAACAGGCCUUCAAGUCUCUCUCUGUCCCAAUAGAUUGUGCUCUAGCAUGGCCACCGAAGGCUCAAGCCCACCACCAUCGACCAGCGGCAGCGACGACGAUUGCACCUUCGGGGCCAAGCCGGAGGGAUCCCACCUCGGAGACUCAAAGACCUUGGUUGUGGUUCACACAAAUGGAAUCCACCAAAUUCCAUUUGUGUUCUGUGACUGCGAGAACUCCCCCGACGAUGACAUCCAGUUGCUGCGAAUGGGGUUUUAUCCUGCGACGCAGAAGGACGUCAGAACAGUAUUCACCUUCUCAGUGAUGGACACAUACCUCCUAGAGAACCUUGAAUGCUAUACAUCAGCAUUUCAUUUUUAUUCCAAACUUCGCCGACUCACCAACGAAGUCUUUCCAAAGCAAGCGCCGAAUCGAUACAGGGAGGGCCUACGAUGUGGUCGCCAAUGGAGAAAGCUGAAGGAGAUGAAGAGAUAUGGCCUUGCCCACACUCAAGCUACCCCUCAGGAGGGAGGAAUGGCGCUGUUCUGCGCAGCAUGCCCGCAGCCUGGGAAGAAUCUCCCUGAGGGAUGGGAGGAAGAUGAAGAACAGUGGAAGUACGGGAUAACUCUCGCAGCCGAUGGGAACUUCAGUCUCCUUCAUCGGGAACAAAAGAAUGCUGACGACGUUUGGUUCAAGAAUGGGGAGGGCUAUCUGGUUGAACGCACGCGCUAUGAGAAGCACCUUAGGGUCACAAGCGAGGAGAAGGAGAUUCCAACAUGUCAUGAGCAUAGAGCAGUUGAGGACAAAUCAAAAACCACUAAAGGCUGCGAUGUCACCGGCGUUGGGGCGUUUGCUUGCUCGAGACAUGGAUGCUUCGUUCCAGCAAGCGUGGUGAACUUCCACCGAGGGGAGCGACAAAUGUAUAUGGACUAUGGAUUAAGCAACAGCAUCAAGACCACAAGCGCGGACAAAAUGAAGAGGUUGAUCCUCCUUUAUGACAUUAACUGCCAGUACUGUCGCAAUCUCAAAAAGCGAUUCGAGGCUGGCCCGUACCUCACCCUUCCCUCAGACCUCGUCGUCACCUUUGGAAUUGGCCAGUUUCAUGUGCACGGUCAUCAAGAGAAAUGUUACGCUAGAUACUCCCCCAUGUUCAUCAAGGGCAUUGGUUACACAUCGGGGGAGAUCCUUGAAGCUCUUUGGUCCGUGUUGAACGAGGCCUCUAGACCCACUCAGACCAUGUCCCUAGCCCAUCGAACGGAGGUGCUAGAUGCUUUCAUUGCUGAUAGUAACUGGAAGAAAAUGCUCAAUCUAAUGGUUUCCAUCCCCGCCAUGUUUGCGAGAUCAGUCCGCGAAAUUGCAAAGGCAAGAGAAGCCUUCGAGCUCCUCGACCAGACAGCAUCUUCGUCUCAAAGAGCAAUCUGGCAACAUGCGCUGGAUAAGGCUCACAGUAAACGAGUUCAUGAUGUGGAGGAGAUGGAUAUAUUGAACGUUUCGUUGGACAAACCUCCCUCACGAGCAAAGGUCCAGCACAAACUCAUGGUCAAGGAGCAAAAUCAGAACACUGGGGUGGGGGUUACCUCCUGGUUAACAACCGGUUUCAAGAUUCAAGAAUCUCAACUGCAACUCAAAGCUUUCCGUCGAUCCCUUCCGCGUGAAAGCCUUCGCACCGCCACUCAGGAGCUGGAGUUGGCAAAGAAGAGGGAAGCUCUACAUUCAGAGAUAUCCUCAUUCUGCACCUCCACCCAAAUCCUCUUUCCAGAUGUUAAUCUCGACCAGUAUCGGUAUCUCAACCCCCCCGAGAUCACGGCGGACAUUGACGACGAGGAUCAAGAUUGCGAGUCCAUCCUCUUGGAAGAUGAUGAAGACAAUCCGUUUACAGAUGUGCCCGACCCGGAGGAUCUGGAUAUCCCCCUGCCUUCAUCGUUUGAUCGCCUCCCUGCCUUGAUGAAGAGCGCUAGCCGAAAGGAAAUCAAACUGAGGGUUGCCCAAGCCAAUGAUGCUCUGGAAGCCAUUCGAACGGAAAUAGGUCACAAGUCCUACCUUUACCGCUCAAACAUCCGACUGGCAGAUGGGAAGAAGCAGAAAACUAGAGGGUAUGCCGCCGUUAAAGCCGCCAACCAAGCAAUUCGAUUGUCUAUACGUGUCUACGAACAGGCUCGCUGGGCUUUACAAAGGCUUGGGGCGACCACCGAUACUCUUGCACGAUUUAAGCCCAUCGUCAAGGAGGACACCCGCGCUAUAACGGCAAUCUACCGACCCAACGAGCCCGGGCAGACGAAGAGCCGCUUGUCGUGGAUCUGGGGAGUCGAUGUUCAGGGAGACUCUUCAAAUUCGCCAUAUCUCGAGGAACUGUAUCGCGUGAACUGGUUACGUUCCCGCAGUAGACUCGACAGAUGGGAGGAAGAAUACGUGCUGUUGAAGGCGGAGAUGGAUUGGGUGUGUCGGUUCUUUGAUUUUAAAGCUGACGUCUGCCUUGGUUGGGCCCAAAUGACAGAAGGAAUGCCGGGCCAUCGAGCAUAUGCUCACAGGCAAGCUGAAACAUGGAGGCUAUUAGCAGCUGAAGCCCGCUCAGCCUUCGAAAAGUCACGAACAGAGGUUGAGAAUCUUGUUUCAGGAGAUGUCGACAACUUCUCAUAA